AGGCCGCCCGCCCGCCGGCUCCUGGCACCUGUGGCGGCGGGCAGAUCCCUGGCCGGCCCCGCGCUGCCCCGGGCUGAAACGACACCGGUCCACCGCCCACCAGGGCGACCUCGGCAACCCUGACAGCGACAGACCGUCCCAAGUGACCAGAAAGGCCCCCCCGGGUGACCCAGCGCCUCCCAGGCUCUUUCUGGAUGCGGGCGCCUAGGGAAGGAGCUGGCUGAACGCUCUGGCCUUCACCUUCCAUUCCCUGCUGACCACACCUCCCCGAGCGCCCAGGCUGCCCGCAGAGCAGGCGAUGCUUGUGCCAGCACAGCCAGCUCCCCAGGAUCUUGGCCUGACCGCCAGGAUGAAGGUGAGGCGGGCAACCAGGACCUUCGUGCGGAAGCCUCGCCGUCUUAAAGAUGGGGGCCUGGGGCCUGACACCCCCUCAGGUGGCAGCGGUGGGAGUGAGAGUCAGGAGGGAGAAAAUGCUCAGGAGAGGAGCAGCAGCCCACCGCGGCCAGCAGUCUCAGCUCCCAAGCGGGCCAGUGAAGUCGCUGAGGAGACUGCAUCAGGACGGCAGAAGCUGCAAGCCCGACAGUUAAAACAGCAGCCAGAGCAGCAGCCACAACCGCAGCCACACAGCCAAGGGCCAGGGCCUCAGCCAGUGCCGCAGCAGCAGCAAGAUGGGCAAGAGCCGCUGCCCCAACCGCAGCCAGAAUUGCAGGAAGAACCCCAGUCUGCGCAACAGGGGCCGCUGAAACCGCGGCUGCGGCUGAUGCCGCGGCAGAAACAGUCACGGGAGCAGCACAGGCAGGUGCGACGGCGGUCACGGCUGCAGCAAGAACGGUUCCAGCGGCAGGAACUGCAGGAAAAGCCCCUGUGUGUGCAGUAUGAGCAGCAGAAGCAGCUGCGGCAGCAGGAACAAUCAGAGGUGGGGCAAGUGCAAGAACAGCAGCCGCCACAGCUGCAGCAGGAGCUGCAACAGGACUUACAGCAGGGAUGGCCACAGCUGCCGCAGCAAGCGGUACAGCAGCUGCAGCAAGCGGUACAGCAGCCGCAGCAAGCGGUACAGCAGCCGCAGCAGCUACAACAGCAGGAGCCAUUACAACCACAGCAGGAGUCACUGCAACCACAGCAAGAACAGUUGCAGCAGCUGCAGCAGCAGCAAGAACAGCUCCUGCACCAAGAACAGUUGCAGCAACAGCUGUUGCAGCAGCAAGAGUUACAGCGGAGGCAGCAGCAACAGCAGCAGGAGCAGUUACCACAGCAGGAGCAGUUGCAGCUGCAGCAGCAGUUGCAGAAGCAGCAGGAACAGUUGCAGCUGUUGCAGCAGCAGCAAGAACAACUGGAGCUGUUACUGCAGCAGCAGCAGCAGUUGCAGCUGCAGCUGCAGCCCCGGCCUCUAGGGCCGGAGGACGAGGAGGAGGUGGAGCUGGAGCUCAUGCCGGUGGACGUGGAGUCUGAUCAGGAGCUGGAGCGCCAGCGUCAGGAGCUGGAGCGGCAGCAGGAGCAGCGUCAGCUGCAGCUCCAACUGCAGGAGCAGUUGCAGCAGCUGGAGAAGCAGCUGGAGCAGCAGCUGGCGCAGCCGCCGGAGGUGCAGCUGGAGCUGACACCGGUGGAGCCUGGGGUCCACGCGCCUGAGCUGCAGCUGGAGCUGACCCCAGUGCCGCCCGAGCUGCAGCUGGAGCUGGUGCCGGCCGCCGCGGGGGCGCCCGCCGCGGUGGUGGUGGCUCCCCCGGGCUACGUGGUGCUGCAGGAGCUGAUGGUGCUGCCAGCGGCCGUGUCGGCCCCCUCGAUCGUGGCCGUCCCGGGCCCGCCGAGCGGCGCGGCCCUGACGCCGGCCCGGCCACCGCGGCGGCGGCGGCGCGCCCGGGACCGGCCGACCAUCUGCGGGGAGUGUGGCAAAGGCUUCAGCCGCAGCACGGACCUGGUGCGCCACCAGGCCACGCACACGGGCGAGCGGCCGCACCGCUGCGGCGAGUGCGGCAAGAGCUUCUCGCAGCACUCGAACCUGGUGACGCACCAGCGCAUCCACACGGGCGAGAAGCCCUACGCGUGCCCGUACUGCGCCAAGCGCUUCAGCGAGAGCUCGGCGCUCGUGCAGCACCAGCGCACGCACACGGGCGAGCGGCCCUACGCCUGCGGCGACUGCGGCAAGCGCUUCAGCGUCUCGUCCAACCUGCUGCGCCACCGCCGCACGCACUCUGGCGAGCGGCCCUACGCCUGCGAGGACUGCGGCGAGCGCUUCCGUCACAAGGUUCAGAUCCGCCGCCACGAGCGCCAGCUGCACGGCGCCGGCCGCUCCCGGGGCCUCGGGCUGCUCCGCGGCGCGCGCGCGGCCGCCGGGGGCGCCCCGCGCGCCGAGCCCGCGGCGGACAAAGCGCCCUGA
This is a messenger RNA of Budorcas taxicolor (takin), 2374 nucleotides long. It is a transcript of the gene ZNF853, whose product is annotated as zinc finger protein 853. Bases 299 to 2374 code for a protein of 691 amino acids. Gene Ontology annotation, biological process: regulation of transcription by RNA polymerase II. The record is from RefSeq and is a predicted model, not a curated record. The transcript is spliced from 4 exons. Gene Ontology annotation, molecular function: RNA polymerase II cis-regulatory region sequence-specific DNA binding; DNA-binding transcription factor activity, RNA polymerase II-specific. Lineage: Eukaryota; Metazoa; Chordata; Mammalia; Artiodactyla; Bovidae.